Molecule: messenger RNA, 2067 nt
Organism: Prorocentrum cordatum
Lineage: Eukaryota; Dinophyceae; Prorocentrales; Prorocentraceae
Source: the annotation of a GenBank genome assembly
AUGGCAGCUGUAGUCAGAUAUGCGUUUGCGGCCGCUUGCGUGUGCAAUGUGGUUGAAGCAGUUUCCGUACAGCACGCCAAAUGGUUGUGGUCGGACCAUCCGACGAAUGACGCCAUCGCAGAACAGCAUUUCAACGAAUUCCUGAAUACACAUCAAGAUGGUGAGGAAUACACCGAGUCUGGAGUCGCUGGGACAAUGCUAUCGCCCAUGGGGCCUUACGGCCCGGUCCUCGUCGUCUACCUGACGUAUGGCAGCAGUAGACCUUAUAAGACGUUUUCAGAGGUGCAGGGGAUGUUCUGGGACGUUCCAGGCGUCAGCCACGCUCUAUACCACAAUUCAUGGCACCAGGUGUGGCUUCAGUCCUCCGAUGUGGACUUCCUCCAGAUGGAGUCGCCUCAGGAUCCUGCGACCUGGGGGUACCGCUUGUCUUAUCUUACAAUGGCUGUGUACUAUUCAGCAGCGUAUCAAGCGAAAGUCAAGACAAGAGCUUACAAAAACACGUUGGUGUUUGCUCCUGGGGAUCUCUUCAUGGCCACUGCGUAUGCUCCGACCAGCGGCUGGUGGAACGGGUUUGCCCAAUUCUAUCACCAAGCUCAGACUUGGCAGACGAUAUUUCACGAGAUAGGGCACACAUGGGGUUUGCAUCAUGCAGGGGGCUACUUGGCUACCGGAGAGUCGAAUUCCUACCUGGACGAUGCGAUCAUGGGCUAUCAGCGAGAAUGGCGGGCCGCGGACACUAACGUGGUCGCUCGCUACAGGCUCGGGUGGCUCACAGGGGCCGAGACGGUGGAGUUCAUUCGGGGGUCUGACGCCACGGCUGUCAACCUGUCUCCCCUCAAUGAGGGGCCCGAUGGACCAGAGUUCUUGCUCAUGAAACUCCCGUGCGAUGAGUGCAUAGGGGAGAAGGCAUCUACCGCAGGUGUGGGCGCUCUCUACCUCUCCUUCCGUGUGGAGGACGGGCCAAGCCUGUACGGGGUUGGGGGUGAGUCCGAUCCGAUUUUUCUUUACGAUAUGGUCACUCGCAGGCGUCUCGUCCUGGCGGACCGCGUCCAUGUGCACUUCCAGGCCGACGUGAAUCAGAUAACUGAAUUGUGGACUACGUUGGCCGCGGGGGAUGCUUUCGCCGUUCCCGGAUCUACCAUGUGGAUUCAUGUUUGCAGCAUCGAUACCGCGACCUAUGCCAGGGUAAGUGUUUCAGAUACGAGCGAAUCUUCUGCGCGAGCAGGAUGCAUGGUACCGGUGGCAACACAAACAUUGACGCCAGCGCCGACACAAGCGUCGACGCCAGCACCGACGCCAGCACCGACGCCAGCACCAACGCCAGCACCGACACCAGCACCCACGCCAGCACCCACGCGAGCACCAACGCCUUCACCGACGCUAGUUCUGACGCUAGUACCGACGCCAUCACCGACGCCAGCGCAGACGCCAGCGCCGACGCCGACACCGACGCUAGCACCGACGCCCGCGCCGACACCCGUACCGACGCAAGCGCCGUCGCCAGCACCGGCGCCAGCAUCUAUGUCUGCACCGACGCCAUCACCGACAUCAGCACUGGCCCCAGUGCCGAUGGCGUCUCCCGCGGGGACACUAUCGACAGGCUUGGUCUCUGGCAUGGGCGACCCCCACCUCACCAACAUGUACGGCGAGCGUUUUGACUUAUACAUGACGGGCAGAAACAUCCUUUUGCAGAUCCCGCGAUGGAGCAGCAGCAGCAGCGCGUUGCUGCGUUUGGAGGCCGACGCCACGCGCAUGGGCGACCAGUGCGCUGACGUGUACUUCCAGAUGGUGGCAAUAUCUGGGACAUGGACGAAUAAGACAGGCGAAAUGCGGUUCUUCGCGAACGGUGACACUCUUGGCUUGCCUAGCAGCAUGAACUGGAUGCGUUUUGGCAAGAUCGACUUAAAGGUUGUGCAUGGUAAAACUCGGCAGGGCACAGACUACCUAAACGUCUUUGCCAAACACCUAGCCCGCGCUGGUUUUCCAGUUGGUGGCCUCCUCGGGAUUGACGACCACACUGCGGCCAGUGCACAGCCUUCCGAGUGCACCCGUUCAUUUUCGUUGUAG